Molecule: messenger RNA, 2049 nt
Organism: Ostrinia furnacalis (Asian corn borer)
Lineage: Eukaryota; Metazoa; Arthropoda; Insecta; Lepidoptera; Crambidae
Product: T-box transcription factor TBX3
Exons: 9
Coding region: 153-1805 (550 amino acids)
Biological process (GO): positive regulation of DNA-templated transcription; cell fate specification; regulation of transcription by RNA polymerase II
Cellular component (GO): nucleus; chromatin
Molecular function (GO): DNA-binding transcription factor activity, RNA polymerase II-specific; RNA polymerase II cis-regulatory region sequence-specific DNA binding
Source: RefSeq, a predicted model, not a curated record
CCGCGCGAGCGGGUGUCGCCACGGGACGAGAGUGUCGCGAGCCGCCGGCCGGCGCGUUAUGGACCUUGCAUGAGCGGGCGCGAGCGCGACCGCUGGAGCCGUCGGGCACGCCGGUCGUGGAGCGCGCGCCGUGGGCCCCGGGCGGCGCGGGCAUGCGCUUCGAGGGCGCGGAGCGGCGCGACGCCGUCGCCUUCCAUCCGUUGCUGGCACCGCGGCCAAGCGAUUUCUCGGUUUCGGCGCUGCUGACGGCGGGAGCCCUGCCGCCCCCGCCGUACCUGCCGGCCGCACUGGCCGCCGCCGCUGCGCUGUCCGCGCCUUGCCCGCUGCUGAAGCCGCCGCCGCCGCUGUACGCGCCGCUACCCCCCGACGACGACGGAGUCGUCGAUGACCCGAAGGUCACCCUGGAGGGCAAGGACCUCUGGGAGAAGUUCCACAAGCUGGGCACCGAGAUGGUGAUCACCAAGAGUGGCAGACAAAUGUUCCCACAAAUGAAGUUUCGCGUCUCUGGUUUGGACGCGAAGGCGAAAUACAUCCUUCUACUUGACAUCGUCGCAGCCGACGACUACCGAUAUAAGUUCCACAACAGUCGGUGGAUGGUCGCCGGGAAGGCCGACCCUGAGAUGCCCAAGAGGAUGUACAUCCACCCCGACUCACCCUCCACGGGGGAGCAGUGGAUGCAGAAGGUCGUCUCCUUCCACAAGUUGAAGCUGACCAACAAUAUCAGCGACAAACACGGAUUCGAGCUCAUCUAUAGCCAAAGCCAACGGAUGUUGUCAAAGUUGCUGUGGCCCAACCCGGCCCCUAGUGCGCCCAGAGACCCCCACUCAGAUCAUUUGUGUGUCACGCAGACGAUCCUGAACUCGAUGCACAAGUACCAGCCGCGGUUCCACCUGGUGCGGGCCAACGACAUCCUCAAGCUGCCCUACUCCACCUUCCGGACCUACGUGUUCAAGGAGACGGAGUUCAUCGCGGUCACCGCCUACCAGAAUGAGAAGAUCACGCAGUUGAAGAUUGACAACAAUCCCUUCGCGAAAGGGUUCCGGGACACCGGAGCGGGAAAACGGGAGAAGAAUCAUAACACGAGCAGUCUGUCCGUGUACCGCAGGCAGGCGCUGCUGACGGCGCGCUCGGACGCGCGGGACGAGGACGACGAGCGGCCGCUGGACGUGGGCGGGCCCAGCUCGCCGCCGCCCCCGCCCGCCACCACGCAGCACUCCACCAGCUCAUGGUUCAGUUCGAGUGGAGGCGGCGGCGGAGGCGCGGACUCCGGCCCCGAGGAAGUCAUCGAGGCUGGCUCGGACUCGUCGUGCUCGGGCGGGCCCCGCGCGUCGUCGCCCCCCGCGGGCCCCUCGCGGCCGUCUCCCGCGCCCGACGUGUCCCUGGGCCCGCCGGUGCAGCCGCCGCUGUUGCCGUACCUAUACCCGCCGUCGCUGUACCCGCCGCCAUUCUUCCCGCCGCACCAGAUGCCGCCGGGGCUGCUGUUUAACUUGCACCCGCUGCUGCAGCAGUACUCGCUGCCGCCGCCGCCUGCCCCGCCGGCGCCGGCGCCGCCACUAGGGAAGGGGCACCGGUUCGCGCCGUACGCGCUGCCCGGGCUGGGCUCGGCGUUCGAGCAGGUGGCGCCGCGCGCGCGCAGCCUAAGCUCGUCGCCGGCGCGCCGGCCGGGUUCGCCGCCGGCGCGCGCCGCGUCCGCCGACCCGCCGCCCGACGCGCCCACCUCGACCACGUCCAGCACGCCGCCCGCCUCCGACCUCAAGAGCAUCGAACGCAUGGUCAACGGGCUGGACGUGGAAACACAGGACUGACUCGCGACGUAGCCUUGUACAUAGCGUGUAUUUAUAUUCAGCCUCGCUCCGAAGUCACCUGAACGCGGGCGCCGUUUUGUAUCGUUCCUAUUUUGUUUUCCUUUCGAGUUCUAUUCGGGUCGAUUAGGGCUUAGUGCGAGUUUACAUCAAACGUCACUAGUGAGCGCGUUAAAAAAGUAUUGAAGAUUGAAGUGGACAGCCGCUUGGGCGGGCAAAAAUAACGAAAUACCUUUAGAAAUAAUAG